Mobula hypostoma (lesser devil ray) is the source of this 4473-nucleotide messenger RNA. RefSeq names its product ELOVL fatty acid elongase 7a (gene elovl7a). Gene Ontology annotation, molecular function: fatty acid elongase activity. Gene Ontology annotation, cellular component: endoplasmic reticulum membrane; endoplasmic reticulum. The transcript is spliced from 9 exons. Gene Ontology annotation, biological process: fatty acid elongation, saturated fatty acid; very long-chain fatty acid biosynthetic process; sphingolipid biosynthetic process. Lineage: Eukaryota; Metazoa; Chordata; Chondrichthyes; Myliobatiformes; Myliobatidae. The record is from RefSeq and is a predicted model, not a curated record. Bases 253 to 1092 code for a protein of 279 amino acids.
GCCCAAGUUCAGUGUUAUAUUAGUUCCACCCUAUGACGCGAAGCGGAACGCCGGUAAGGACAGGGUAAGGUGUUUCGGGUGGUUCGUCGCGCCCUCUCUAUUGGCGCUUAACUUUGUUAAACAGGCUUUGAUUCUGGAAUAGACUUGGUUUUAAGAAACAACUGUGUCCUUUUGCCACAAGACACCUUGAUCGUCAUCAAUUUGUGGUGCGGAAAGAGGAGGACUGAAGAAGAAUUUUGAGUGUUGCUGGAAAUGUCUUUCCACGAAUUAACAUCCAGAGCGAUACUUUUAUACGAUGAAUGGAUCAAAGAUGCAGAUCCCAGAGUUGAAGACUGGCCAAUGAUGUCUUCACCCCUGCCACAAACAAUAAUCAUUGGUGCUUAUAUCUACUUUGUCACAGUGUUUGGACCAAAAUUUAUGGAGAACAGAAAGCCUUUGAACUUGAAGCAAGUAAUGAUUGUAUACAAUUUUUCCAUGGUGAUCUUUUCAAAGUAUAUGUGUUAUGAAUUUCUUAUGUCUGGCUGGGCCACGGGAUACACCUUUCGUUGUGACAUUGUGGAUUAUUCCAGGUCACCACAAGCCCUCAGGAUGGCGUGGACCUGCUGGCUUUUUUACAUUUCCAAAUUAAUUGAAUUGCUGGACACUGUUUUCUUUGUGGUUCGAAAGAAGAGUGGUCAAGUGACAUUUCUUCAUGUCUACCACCAUACCAUCAUGUCUUUCACUUGGUGGUUUGGAGUCAAAUUUGCUCCAGGUGGUCUAGGAACAUUUCACGCCCUUGUAAAUUGCAUAGUGCAUAUUUUCAUGUAUUCAUAUUACGGUUUAUCUGCAUUGGGACAAAGUUACCAGAAGUAUUUAUGGUGGAAAAAGUACAUGACUGCAAUUCAAUUGAUCCAGUUUGUGGUCAUUACAGUUCAUAUCGGGCAGUUCUUCUUCUUGAAAAAUUGCCAGUACCAGUAUCCAGUCUUCCUCUAUAUAAUAUGGUUAUAUGGAGUUAGUUUCAUGAUAUUAUUUCUGAACUUUUGGUACUAUGCAUACACACGGGGUCAAAGGUUGCCAAAGAACACAAUGAACAAAUUGAAUAAAGAGAAGUAAAACCAUUAACUAGCAUGAAAUUACCAUGUACUUGGCUUAAACUGAACAUUUUUGACAAUGUGGAAAAAGAUGUGCUUUUAAAAGGAAAAAUGGGUAAUUUGCGUCUCUUUUUGUGAUUUAUCUAAAGUUGAUCCAUCUGAACAUAUGCUACCAUGUAGCUGCAAAAUUUGUAAAAUAAAUCAAACCUCUUCAGAAUACAUAUCCCCUUACUAGCUAGCUGUUUUGCUAUGUUAAGCAUUGAUUUGUGUUGUAGAUAUCCAGCUUGUAAUACUUGUGUGCUUCCUUCAUCCUACCUGAUUGUUUAUAUUAAAUGAUGCAAAUGAAUCUUGCAGGUUGUUGAACUGCAUAUUUGACCCAGAAACAGAACAGUGGUAGAUGAUUUUUUUUUAAAGUCCAGGCGGUCUCAUUUUAGCAGCAGUGAUGAACAACUCAUUUUGCGUCUCCUUCCUCUGCGUAACCACAAUAUAACUUAUUUUACAGUAUCCUUGUCAUAGAAGAAUGAAAGGCAUUGGAAGGCCAGAUUUCUGUAAUUGUGCAUCUUUGGCCGAAAAAGAUUAACAGAAGCUGAAAGGUUAAAUCCCUUGCUGGUUUCCAAAUUUAUUUAAAGAAACAGGACACAAAUUCAAGUUGGUAAAUAAUAGUAAGAUGAUUAAGUUAUUAACUUUCAGUUUAAUUAUUCACUAGGCCAGGAAUGAAUAUCAUAACUAUCAGUUUGGAUUUUGUUCCAAGAUUUUUGAGGUUAAAGUGAGCUUUUCAAAUUUUCAGGCAGCUUACAAAAAAUGUGCAAGGAAAAGGGCAAAAAUACUCUUGUGUAGCUUUUUGAUUUUUUUAAAAAUCUGUUCUUGUGUCUUUGAUUUUAAAAAUAACAUUAAGCAUCUAGAGAACACCCUCUUAGAAGUACUUUUUAGGAAUGUUGUCCUCAACCAGCUUCAUACCAUCUUAGUUGAAUGUAAUUCUUUCCCUACAAAGAAAUGCUUUUUAAAAUUUUUCCCACACCACUGUCCCUACACCUCAUCAGUUGGGGGGAGAAAAAUGUUUAGUUAACCUUUUGUGUUUAGUGAUAUUGAUGGCAAGUUGAAAUUUCUAACUUUGCUUGUUUCUUGACUCAUCUUGCCAAUAGGGUAUUUUAAAGGUGCUUUUGAGUGUGUUUGUAAUGAAAUCACAAUGAAGGGAUAUUAGUUUCAUCUUCUAGUACUUAACUGGGCUCUUCAAUUUUGUUUAAUUCUAAUUUUUGCUGCUUCUACAAGAGGUCAAAUCGUGUGUAUUCUGUUCAUAAUUUGGAUAAAAGUUAGUGGUAGUCAAAAUUUCUACACUGGAAAAUGUUUUCUUCACCCUGUUUUGCUAACAUUUUUAAAAAGCAUGUCACAAAUUCUCAAUACUUAAUAGAUAUUAUAGUGAACGUAAGCCCAAAGUAUAAUAUUGAAUGUAGAUUUUUUUGAAGAGUUUUCACAGUAGCUAAAUGUAUAAUUAUCCAACUCUAACAACCUAAGAGCUAGACAGUUCCAUUUUAAUGGAAGAGUAUGGUAUCACAAUGAGAGCUGGAUAUUCACAAUGCAAUGACUGAAAUUGUGUAUUCACUAAGCAGUAAGAGGAAAUCAUUAGCAUUCUAAGGAUGUUUGAAUUUUGCUGUACUAUUUUUAUCAACAUUUUCUAAAGUCAAAAGCAGAUUUAAAAAGUUUUCAAAUAAUGAAACCAUAAUUGGUGGAAUGUCUGAUGCAGAUUUAAAUAUUCUGAGGUAAAACAAUGAUGGGUCCAGAAAGUUGCACCUUGAAGUUUCUCAGAUUUAUUUUUGGCGCAUAAGAACCAUGUUGUAUUCCAAAUUUGGCAAGUGUUUCUUGUGAACGAAAUUGUAAUUUUAUGAAUGGUAAUACCUGCCAUGUCUUAAUGUACAUCCAAAAAAAACCUUCAAAAAUGUGAUAGUAUUUUGUCUGAUCAUUUUGCAUUGAUCCAACCUUCACUAAACUCAUAAGGUUUGAGUUUUCAUGCAUGCACCAUUUGACAUCAGCAACAAGUGCAGGGAAAACGUUGGUUCAUGUAACAUUUGUCAACUGUAAAUUUUUUUGUUUUCCAAUCCACUAAUGAAAAAUGCACUAAUCCAGUCAUUGCAUCAGCAUUUGUGGGCAGAUUUGAGUAGUCGUGCUGGUACAAUGUGGAAACAGCUGUCCGCGUACAGUGCCUGUGGUCAUUAAAGUAUCUACACAAGCUCCAUUCCUUAACAUUGAAGCGUAGAGGCCACAUAUCAAGUGUUCAUUCUAAAUAGUUAUUUAGAUGAGCACUUGAAAUAUACUGCAGAAGGCUAUGGGCCAAAUGCUAGGCAAUGUGGUAAGACAGCCUUCCUUUACCAGGCUCUCAAGCAUUGCAAUCGGAUUUCAACUGCCCUCAAGGAGGGGAUAAAAAUGUUCCUCUGAUCACCCGAUAAAUUUCCUAGCCCUUGCAUUGAAGUCCUUUUACAGAUUCCCAUGAGAAGUUUUAUCUACCCUAUCUCUGGCUUUUAUAACUUUGUUAAUCUGGCCAAAACCUAUCUUCAACCUUUUGGGUUCCAAUUUACCCAGUGUCUCUCCAUAGCUAUAAUGUUUAAUUGCAGAGAGAAUCCAGGUAAAUCCCUGUGAAUGCAAUCAUGUAUAUCCUUCCCUUGGGUGCUGAUCAGAAAUGCAGACUGUACGUAAGCUUGGCUCAAUGUUUUGUAUAUAGUACUAUAAGCUCCCUGCUGUUGUUCUCUGUAUGCUUGGCUUUAAUACAGUCUAAGUUAAUACUGGGGAAGUUGAAAUUGCUGUUGUUAUCUUGUCUUCCAUUGUUUGUGAUUUACCUACAGCAUGUAUCUAUCCCUCUCUCUCAUGCCAUUUUUUAUUUGGAGACCUAUAGUGUAUAUACACCACUUGAUCACUGUUUUCAUUUGUUUUUAAGCUCAGUCUGUAUGACUCAUUUGGAGAACCUUCUCAGAUGUUUAGCUCUUUUACAGGUCCUGCCCAGCUUGCAAAUGCCUGACUUAUGGACAACACAUAUAUACCCACGAGCUCUUGAGACCAUCAGGAUGCAUUUCAUAUGAAGAAAGACUGGAUGAACUGGGCUUGUACUCGUUGGAAUUUAGAAGAUUGAGGGGGGAUCUGAUUGAAACGUAUAAAAUCCUAAAGGGAUUGGACAGGCUAGAUGCAGGAAGAUUGUUCCCGAUGUUGGGGAAGUCCAAAACAAGGGGUCACAGUUUGAGGAUAAAGGGGAAGCCUUUUAGGACCGAGAUUAGGAAAAACUUCUUCACACAGAGUGGUGAAUCUGUGGAAUUCUCUGCCACAGGAAACAGUUGAGGCCAGUUCAUUGGCUAUAUUUAAGAGGGAAUUAGAUAUGGCCCUUGUGGCUAUGGGGAUCAGGGGGUAUGGAGGGAAGGCU